AUAGAGUAUAAUCUCAGUCUAAUCUGUCGUGUUAACAGUUGAGAUUAACUAUAACAUAUAGCAGAUACACGUACGGUAUACUUUUACUUUUGACUUGAAUGAAAACAAACACACUCAGGCCUUUCUGUGCCAAGACUGUCAGAUUUGCAUCGGUGGCAGAAGGUGGGACCAAAUCCCUCGCCGGGCCCAGGACUGAUUAAUGAUGACAGGGGAUUAGGAGGAGGGUCAGAACCUGGUUACUACAGUCUUACUCCACUGCUGCUGCUGCUGCUGCUGCGGCUUCUUUCAUCCAAACUGUGUCACUACGGCCACAUUGUUGUGUCGCAAACAGAGAAGCCGAGGAACGCCAGCAAGAGGAGAACGCGACAAGACCGGGAAAUGACGUGAAUGCUGAGUCUCAAAGAGUUGCCAGCACCUGUAAUAAAACCAGUAUGCCGAGUCCACAUGAUAUUGAUCAUGACAACCAGGCUAAGCUGCUUAUGAAAGAACCUGCGGUGAACUGUUCAACCAACCCCCCUCCCACUGAUCUCCAACACCCCCUGGAGGAUAACCUGUUCCUCUCCCUUCAUCCACCCGUGUCCCACCCUUAAUCCAAGAAAAACAGACAUGGCGGUCUUGAGAGUGAAGUUCACCAAGACCAAGAGGGACAAGUUGGCCCAGGUGCUGUGGAUCCUCAACUGGAUCUCCGUGGUGACGGGAGCCAUCCUCUUCAGUCUGGGGCUUUUCCUCAAGGUGGAGAUCAACAAGCGAGUAGAGGUGAUGGCUGAGAGGGACAUCCAGUACAUGCCCAACAUGCUCAUCGCCGUGGGCCUCAUCGCCUGUGCCAUCAACUUCCUGGGUGGGAAGAUCUGCUACGACUGCGUGGACAGCACCAAGUUCUUGCGCUGGAAGCUGAUCAUGCUCCCCUACAUCAUAUGCACCUUCUUCUUCACCUUCUGCGUGCUGGUGGGCGCUCUGAUGUGCUACAGCAUGCGCGGGGAGCUGGAGGAGUCUCUGAACCUGGGCCUGACUGAGGCCAUGAAGUUUUACAAGGACACGGACACGCCGGGGAGAUGUUUCCUCAAGCGCACCAUGGACAUCCUGCAGAUAGAGUUCAAGUGCUGCGGCAACAGUGGCUACAGAGACUGGUUUCAAAUGCAGUGGAUCAGUAACCGGUACCUGGACAUGUCUCAGAAAGAGGUGGUGGACCGAUUAAGGAGUAACGUGGAGGGGAAGUACCUGAUGGACGCCGUCCCCUUCAGCUGCUGCAACGUUAACUCCCCGCGGCCCUGCAUCCAAACGCAGAUCACCAACAACUCGGCCCACUUCAGCUACGAGCACCAGACGGAGGAGCUGAACCUGUGGAUGAAAGGCUGUCGACAGGCGCUGCUGGAACACUACAACUACAUCAUGCAGUCCAUCGGCCUCGCCGUCCUCAUCACCUGGCUGUUUGAGCUGUCAGUGCUGACAGGAGUCCGUUACCUUCAAACGUCCCUGGAAAACGUGCUGCGGCAGGGAGAUCCCAACUCCGAGUCCGACGGCUGGCUGCUGGAAAACAGCUUCAUGGAAACGGCGCGCAUUAACCUGAACAUCAUCAAGAGCCUGGGCAAGAGCAACCAGAUAGACGAAGCCAACAAUGGAGACCCCAAUAUCAAUGUCCCGUCCACUUCCAAAGCACACUAUGGGCCAGACAAUGUGCCACCAAAGCAGAUGAGUGAAUCCAGUUGAUCUCACAGCUGGCACAGAAGCCUCAGUGAGCAACAUUAUACUGACACACUGACCGCCGACGUACCCAGACGACUAAAAAUACAUGCAUAUGUAAGCAGGAACAGCUGUUUGUGUGUGUGUGUGUUUUGCCUUUUUUUAACUUUUUCCAAACACAAAACCAUACAUUCUUGAUACAACCGAUCACCACGAAUGUGCACAUUUUACAAUACAUGUACACAACUGUACUGUAAUCUGUUUACAAAUGAUAUUUUACUGUUGCCUGUGUCGAAAACGCAAUGUUUCAUACAACCUUUUUUGUUGCAGCGCUGGAAUUCAAAACGAAGUUGCAUUUAAGCUUGAAUUAAAGAAAGAACUCAGAGAAUGGAAGACGCCGCCAAGGUAAACUAUUAAAAAGACAAAUCUGGCCUGAUCAUUUCUACUAUGGGUCAUAACCUACAUCCUGUAAGUAAUGCUGUUCUUAGGCAGACAAAUACUGGCAAACACCCUCCUUGACGUAGUUGAUUAAUGAUGUGGAGAAGUUUGAGCAGCCGUGUCUGCAAACCUAGGGAGAGUUUAUUAUUAUUUUAUCUCAAGUUUCAAGCAUUUCACGUACACAAAAAGAGCAUGGGCUGAUUUGGCCUCGUGUUAAAUACAGUAGUUGGAGCUGGAAGAUGUUUUGGAUGAUGGUGCCAUCUUCAUUAUCUAUUCUGUGCAUUUCCAUUAGCACAUGGGGGGGGGGGGGUUUGGUGCAGUAGGUUAGCAAACAAAGGUCCACCAAGGGUAGUAAAUGAUAUAAUACACUGAUAAUAGUUAUUAUCAAUUAAUAGUUAGUAUUUUCAACAUUUACACAUAAAAACAGACAAAGAUCCAUGAGUAAUUGAGCCACCAUGUGCCUCAGCAAUGAUCUUAUUUGUCCUUAUUUGUUCACCUUCAUCCACUCGAAUAUCUUUUGUUUAUUUGCUGAUGGCUUUGUCUCACGGGAAAGAAAGAACAUGAGGUUGCUAUGUGUG
Molecule: messenger RNA, 2696 nt
Organism: Solea solea (common sole)
Lineage: Eukaryota; Metazoa; Chordata; Actinopteri; Pleuronectiformes; Soleidae
Product: photoreceptor outer segment membrane glycoprotein 2-like
Exons: 4
Coding region: 607-1707 (366 amino acids)
Biological process (GO): visual perception
Cellular component (GO): membrane
Source: RefSeq, a predicted model, not a curated record